AUGCUAAUAGCCGAAGAAUGGCUCAAGACGUGGAUCUGUCUGAGCUUUCUAUUCGCCUGGGCUAGAGCGGCACGUCCGCGAUUCGAUGUCUCCACAGACAUGGGUAUGGUUCUCGUACCUGCGGACGCCGAAAUCGGCACUGCCAUUUUCAGACUUCGCGCCACCGAUCAAGAUGCCGAUUUUCCCUUGAUUUUCGAGAUUCUUGGUAAAAGCCAUGAAAUAAAAGUGAGAAUAGAGAAUUUACCGUGUACGUUCUAUAACAAAAUAUGUCAAGCAAACGUAAUACUGACAAAGCGGCUAGUGCCAGGGCGUUUGCACGACUUCAUAGUACGAGUGAGAGAUUCGAGUGGUGACAUGAACUCGAUGCAGGCAACCAUCUCUGUUACCAAUGCAACCACUCUGAGAGAAAAAAUUUUUCCACAUCUACCUACGCUCGUCAUGGUUUCCGAGCUAUUUAAAAUUAAGCAAAGACAAGUAGGAAGCCAAACCAAAGGUGUAAUAACGCUCACAGGAGAGCUUGACUUUGAGACUCAAUCGAUGUAUACUCUCACGAUGUACGCAACGGAUCCGUACACGGAACCGGGCAAAGACACUCGAAACAUCGCAGGCAUCAAUGUCGUAGUUGCAGUGGUCGACGUGCAAGAUGUACCACCGAUAUUCACUCUGGCUCCACCGCUGACGACAAUCAAUAAUACCGUGAGGCCGGGGGACGUCAUUCUACGGGUGCACGCUGAGGACGGCGAUAAGGGCGUCCCUCGGCAAGUUACUUAUGGGCUUAUCUCCGAGGGCAAUCCGUUCACGCCGUUCUUUAAUGUCUCGGAAAGCACAGGCGAAAUAAUCCUGGCCAGGCCGCUGGAAGAGCUAACAAAGAUCACACACGUUGGCGCUCCGAUAAUUUUAAAGAUUGUCGCCGAGGAAAUACGCACGACGAGGGAUGAGCCAGCAGCUCAGGCCAGCGUUGUAGAACUUGGACUGUUACUCGGCGAACCAGGAAAUAGCCCUCCGUACUUCGAAAAUGACAAUUACGUAGCGUGGAUCGAUGAGAACGCGGAACCAGGCACAAUUAUCGUCUUUUCCGACGCUUACUCCACCCAAGUCAAAGACGAGGACAUCGGCAAAGCGGGCGUCUUUGCGUUGAAACUCGAGGGUAAUAAUGGCACUUUCGAGAUUAGUCCUGCGGUCGCUGAGAGGAGCGCGAGCUUUGUCAUUACUGUUCGUGAUAAUUCCUUGAUUGAUUACGAGAAAUUCAAAAGUCUUCGAUUUAGAAUUGUAGCACAAGAAGUAGGACCAGCGACAAACCUAUCAACCUCCAUCCCCGUAACGAUUUUUCUCCGUGACACGAACGAUAACCCUCCCGCUUUCGAUGCAACAAUUUACGAAGCUACGUUGUCGGAAAAUGCUAGCGCUGGCACAAAAGUUGUACAGGUGCACGCGACUGAUAAAGACUCUGGCGUCUUUGGUCGCGUACAAUACACGAAAAUCAUUGGUUCCGUUAGCGAAGGACUCCAAAUGAAUCCCGACACGGGUUUCAUUACAGUGUCGAUAGGGUCAUUUCUCGAUCGCGAGCAAGCUGCUAAACUAGAAUUGACCAUUGAGGCUAAGGAUGAAGAUGGCCGAGGUCUACGAGGGGUUACCAAUCUCAUUGUGAAUAUCAUCGAUAUCAAUGACAAUGCUCCGAUUUUCGAAACAGCCAUUUACGAAUUUAUUCUGAACAACGAGUUGACCAAUUUCACAAUGUCAGCUUUUAUAAAGGCUACAGAUUCCGACGCCGAGCCUCCAAAUAAUAUAGUCCGUUAUGAAAUAGUACACGGCAACUAUGACAAUAAGUUUCAGCUGAACGAAAUCACCGGUCAACUUGUGCUGCGAGAACCAAUCACAAAAAUAAGAAAGGUACGAGCCAGUCAAGCGAGCAAUGCUACGUGGAGUAAUAAAAGCAAGCUAUUCAGGGCGGCUCAGAUCGUACCAUCGAAUAAUCAAACGAAUGCCACGACGGUUACAGUAAAUUCAAUAACGCCAUCGUCAUUUAAAGAUUUUCAUGUUUUGAAUAAUUUGACGGGCUUAGACGACGAUAAGGCAAAUCAAAGUCGAAGAAGACGAGCAGAAGAUACGCCUCUGUUCAUCCUCACAGCUCGCGCUUACGACUUAGGCGUGCCACAUCGAUCAAGCGUAACCCAAAUCCGUGUACUCCGACCAAUGUUGGCAUUCGCACGUAUCGUCAUGUUCGUAAUGCCAGGUGAAAAUCCGGAUCCGAAGAAGACAGCCGAAACUCUAGCAACAAUUACAGGAAGUCGCGUGACGAUCAUGGAAAUAAAGCCAUACGUCGCCGCUCAAGUUGACGCUGGAAAUGCCGACAUUGGAAAGAGGAGCGUGGUCGUAGCUCGAGUAGAACAAAAUGGGCCUGGAACGUUGGUCGAUGUUGACAAGAUCAGAGCUUCAUUGGCGGAAAAUGGCUUUGGUAUUAUUAGCGGUAUGGAUGGUAACGAGAAUCCAACGAGUGGUUACGAAACGAGUAGCGGUAGCAACAUCAAGGAUAGCGGUGCGACAUCGAUGAAUGGCGAGGAUGUGGUAAGGCUUUCUUUCAUCAAAGUAUUUGCAAGAAAUGAAUAUUAUAUGAUUUUAUUGCAGACUGUGUACAAAGCCGAGAAUAAGCUAUUGACGUGGCUGCUAAUACUAUUAGGCUUGCUGAUUUUCACUGCUCUCGUCACGAUAAUACUGUGCUGCGCAUGCUCCAGUUGUCCGUUCUACAUGGAGCCUCGUAAAAGGCGAAUACAUUCCUCGGAAACGCUCAUCAUUCGUUCAGAUGCCAGACCGAAAAGACACUUACACCGCAAGCCUAUGAAAACAGACGAGGGCUACUACAAGGAACGCAAAGAGGCAUGGAGUGCCGAUCCAGAACGUCAGCAAUGGCAAUUCAAUCGUCGGAACACCAACAACCUCGGCAUAUCAUCGCUGCCGGGUGACGUCCAUCAAAGCGCAGCUGAGAUCGAGCGAAUGCGUCGAGCGACUUCUCUCCGCCAGCAGUACGACGCCUUUGGCGAGCCCAUACCGCGAGUAGUGCCGAUGAACCUGGGAGAUGAGCGUAUGUACAUGGAGGAUAUGGAGGUGGCGCAGAGAAAUUUCGAGCAAGCUGAAAUGGAUUCGCUGAGGAGACACGAACUCGAGAGAGGCAGUGAUGGUGUACUGAGGAAUGGCGCAAUCACUGCUGCUGCCGCGGCUGCUGCUAGGCAAGAGCGAAUACGAGAGCAGCAUUAUUACAGGGAAGGCAACGCCGAGGUGCUUAAACUUGUUACGAGGGGAGAGAUUGAAGAUCGCAAGGAGUUUGCCGAUAGACCGAAGGAUCUGUACCACGCCAACGGCAAAGACAUCUUGCUACAGCGUUUCAUCGAGGAUCAAAAGUUGCGCAGAAGUCAAGAUCUACGUGACAGCCCUCACGAAGCAGACGUCGAUCGCAGCAUGGAAUCGCAUCAACGAGCCAACGAGGUCACCGAAAUUCUCAUACUACCCGAGAGACUAGAGAUGCAACGACAACCGAGCUACCCUCAAAGAUCCCACGAUCAAACGAUAAACGUCGACGUUCAGAGAUUGAUAGGCGAGCACCCUUAUAAAACCAGAGACGACGAGGCAGACGACUAUAGAAGCCCACGAGGGGUUGAAACGUCGACGAGAGAUGCGGAGGUAGAGGCGGAGAUCGCUACUUCCGUACAUGAGAGAAAUGCGCCCUUUGGGAUGCACGACGCUGAACUUGUGCGACAGAAUGUUCUGCUAACGAGGCUCUUGCUUGAAAAGGAAGCUAGAAAUGGCUUGAGCGCGCCAGUCGUCGAUAGCUCUAGUUUCCUCGAGACUCAAAGUCUUCCAGGACAAGUUGCUAUCGCCACGCAAACAGAUCGAACAGCGUCAACGCAAACGGAGUGCUUUUUCGGUCGUAGUCGUAGCGACAACGAAGAAUCAGAGGAAGAUCCCCGAUUAAGGCGAAAGUCCAAGACGACACGCGGAAAGUUAGAAGCGAAAGAGGAUUUGAAGCAAAUGAAGACCAUUUGGGUGAGAACGCCGAUUCCCGAGGAGAGCCGCGCGGAAAGUGCAAAUAAAAAUACGACACCAACGAGGAUGAAAAUCAAGGCUAACGAAAGUAAAAAAGUGUCACCCGAUUUACCGAAGGAGAUGAGCCAUUCGCUGGAUUCCGACAACAACGAGGCAGAGCACCAGGAAACGAAGAGAAAGACGACGACGAAGAAGGUAAAGGAAACAAGACUGGAAGAUGAUUCCACGACGCCGUCACCGGAGACUAAAGAGAAGAGUACUUCGUUGAAGAGUAAAGUGAGGAAAAAACCGGAGAAACCCCCGAGAAGGAAGCUAGACUCGGAGAAGAGUCACUUGAUGGAGCCAAGUUUCCGUGUGUUGGAGAGAGAAAUCAGCAGUUUCCAGCAGAAGAUCAAAGACUUCGGCGAUAAAAAACUGAAUUUGCUGAAAAAAGAUGACAGCAAGAGAGAAAAAGAAUCUGAAGACGACAGUGGAGCAACAUACGAUGUCUCCAAGAAGUGCGAAGUGACAGUGAAGGGAAGCAAGAAAAGCGUUUCAAGAGAAACCAGUCCUAAAAAAAUAUCAGUCGAACAAAAAUCAAAGAGGAACGAAGAGGAAAGUAAAUCCCGACAAAACAUCAGUAGUUCCGACCUAGAAGAUUCGGACAAAUCGAGACAACAGCAGCCACUGACUUGCAGCGAAAGGACAACGCAAUACGAAAGCUCGAGGACGGAAAUAAGAAGCAGAUCGCAAUUGAGACGUCAGCCGAACUUGGAGAACUCGGACUUUGCAAAAUCGAGCAGCGAGAAAAUUGAGGACAACAAAUCGUCGUCUUUGGACUUGAAGCUCGACCCUACUGCGGAUUUCAAGAAGAAACAACCUCGAGGGAAAUAUUUGCAAAGCCAACGGGCUGCGACGAAGAGGCCAUUGGACGCUGCUAGGCAGAAAGUCGCCGCAGUGAAAUCAAGAACUAUAGAGCAGAAAAGUAAGAGACUGACAACGGCCAGCGACGAAAGUAAAUUGUCAUCGCCGGUAAAGAAGUCAGCAAGCUCGGAAGAGGAUAAAUCAAAGACAACGUCGUCGUCGGACGACAAGUCCAAAUUGUCGACUGCUAUUGGCAUUGAUAUUGAUAAAUUGGUGGAAGAUGUCAGAGAAGCUGUAGAAAAGGAGCUGCAAGCUGCUAGAGAAGCAAUGAUUGUCGGAAAAUUAGGAGAGUCUGCAGCUGAUGAAAAGGGCGAUAAAGUAAAAAACUUGUCAAAAUUGGAAGAGUCUACGGCUGAAUGUAAGACUGACCAAGUGAAUACUUGCUCGAAAUCAAAUGAAACUCAGGGAUCUCCUACGAAAAUUAAAAGUCAGUCUCUAGAUAAAUUGAAGAGAGAAAUGGCAUCCAUAGAAAAAAAUCGAGGACACAGGUCUAUCGAGGGUAAAGAGAAGAAAGAAAAGUCAAAAUCAGUCAGCGGUAUAUCACCGACUAUAGCCAAAACGGACGAAGCAGUGACGUUCAUUGUUUUCGAAAACGACAAAAUUCGAGGUGAACCUUCCGCAAAAGCUUCGAGAUUGACGGAUAUACCCAGUCAAGAUUCGACGAAACCUCGAGAGCCAAUGCGGUCUAUAGAAAUAAUAAGCAAGCCAUUGGAGAUGAAAUCUGAAAACGUAGCGGAACAGAAAAAUGACGUUGUGACAAAAAAGACGUCGGAAAGAUUCGACGAAAUGGACAAGGCUGUACCAGACAGCAUCGAUGAAACUAAAAGACUUAUGUCAAGUGAAAAUGAAAACAAUAAGAGCGAGUUUGACGAAGCGAAAGAAAAAAUAUCGGAAAAAAUGACGAAAGCGGAAGAUGCAGUGAGCGAGAAGAGCGAAGAAACAAAGCAUAAUAUAUAUGACAGAGCCGAUGAAAGCAAGCAAAACAUUGGGAAUGAGAUGGAGCACACGAAACAAAGUGUAUCAAACGCAAUCGAUAACAUUAAAUUAAGCGUAUUCGAGCAAAUCGACAAAGGCACGCGUGAUAUUUCGAGUAGCGUCGAGGAUACAAAGCAGAACGCAUCAAAUGUCAUCGAUGAGGCAAAGGAGAACUUAUCUGAUAACAUUGGCAAAACUGAACAAAUUCUUUCGGACGUAGUUCAGGAGUCUGUUCAUGGAAUGCCGGAUAUUAUGGAUGAAGCCGAGCAAAGCGUGUCCGAUAAAGCUGAGCAAACAGUUUCAAGUUCAGUGACAAAUUCCAAGCAGAGUGUAUCAAAUAAAUUGCAGAUCGGCGGAAUCGAAAUCGAUUCACCCGAUGACAUUGACGAAAUAGGCGUGAAUCUUUCAGAUGCAAUGGGUGGUGCAGCGCAAAAUAUAUCGAUAGUAAAUGAGGAAGCUAGCAUUAGCGAUCAGCUUAAACAUACCGUGAAAAGCAUGCCAGAUGAAAUGAAGCCAGCCGAAAGCGAUCCAACCGUAACGGAUGAAAUGUCUGAAGCACAAAAAAGGACAUCUGAUCAAAUAGAAGAGAUUGCGAGAAUCGAAGCAAUUUGUCAAGAAUCAACGGUAAGCAAUGAAAUAUCUUCCAGCGGAAUUCCGUCUGCGGCAGAGCAAAGAAAAUCCGGAACAAGUGAACCCGAUAAAGCAGCUACAGGUGCAACAAGUGAUACUAAAAUAGAGCCUGAAUGCACUGUCUCGAAAGCUUAUCUGUGCGAAUCGACAUCCGCAAGUCUUCCAAGCGAGAUGAGAGAGCAAGAGGGGAGCGAAACGAUAAUCGAUGAUAGUAAAAGUGAUAAAGAAUCGGCGUCUGAACAACUGACGAUAAAAGCUCAAGAAGCCAACAGGAAAACAGGAGACGAAGAAACAAAUCGUAGCCGAGUUACGACGACUGUCGAGAAAUCGAUAGAAGAAACGAAGCGAACGGAGCGCGUCGAGCAAUCCAAAUCUGAUGUUCCGUCGCUGAAUGAAUCGCAGAACAUCCAAGUAAAGCCAUCGAAAAUCGAACGGGACAAAGCUCGCUUGAAAAUCCAAAGAUCGCGUAGUCCCGUGAAAUUUUUCAAACCAAUCAGUCCCGCGGUGCAAGUGAUUGCCACGACAAACGAGGACGAGAGUGACGAGGAGUCCUCGAGUGCGAGCGAUAUUUCAAACAAGACAGCCCUACAAACUAGUCAACCCUAUAGAACGCCAAGGCAUUCAAUAUCGUCCGACGAAAAGAAGCCCGAGCCGAAAGCAAGGCAGAGGUGGGACAAAGAGCCCUUACUGAAAGUUGAAAUGCCGAGGCCUUCGAAGACGAAUUUCCCCAAGAAGAUGGAAGUGUCGGCGAUUGAUAAGCCCUCGGCCGACCAGACCACACUGUCGAAAGCAAUUGCCAAAGAGCAAGUUGCGGCUGCGACAGGCAAAUCGACGACACGCGCAACAACGAAGGAGACCGAGCAAGCAGAGACUAAAGAAAUCACACGACCGGUAGUAGUAGGCGUCAAGCGAAAAGACCAUCUGCGUACGGAUCACUUCUCGCGAAUAGCCGACACGCGUCGAUCGUCACCACGGCAUGAAACUGGCGAAACGCAAAGUCGCUCGAACAAAGUGGAAAUUCGCUCGAAGCACCUGAAACUCCAAGUCAGUCACCAUUAUCGUCAAGCGAAAGAUGCCAACGUCGGCGAUGAACGUGAAACGGCCUCGCAGUCAACGACUACGACGACGACGGCGACGAAAGUGGUCGAGCACGGUAAGGAGCCGGAGAUAGCGAAUGCACGAUCGCGUUACAUGGCUUGGUAUCAGCAGAAGCGCGCUGAAACGGAAGUCAAACGACGAGAGAAAAAAGAAGCCGAGGAGCAACAGACGAGAAUCAAGUGGACGAAGAAGCCGACGGUUAAAUCUAGAAAAGCAAAGUCUGCGGAGGAUUCCGAUCAAAAUAAAGCUAAUGCUAAGGAAUCGCUAUCACGCGAGCGAGCGAAAUCCUCAUCUGAAAGCGCGCCAAGCGCCGCAACAGCUCGAAUAAGCCGUCUUCGAGUUCGUCCUCUGGUCAACGUCGAGUCUGAACAAUUGAAAGCGAUCGUACGUCAGGGGCGCAAGCUCCGCAAGAAAGAAGGUGGAACCGACGAAGACUUAACGGUGCAAAUUUUUGCGCCGGAAAGACCACCGCCCGAGAAAAUCGAAGACGAGAGACUGACCGUUGCGUUGCAGCUUCAGCCCCGACAUCAUCUUAUUCAGCACUCGGAAUAUAAAUACGAGAAGAGCGUGAUGCCACCAACGUUGCCGUUUUAUCUGCAUCCACCGCCAGCUCCACCCAAUCCAUCGCCCGAGAUGACAAUACGAAUUUUGACAUUCCAGGACGAUUCGUUAGAUAGUCGAAGAUUAGAUGACGACCUUGACUCGGGCAUCGCAGUAUCACUGCAAAAUGGCACGACACGACUGAAGCAUCAACAAGUGCUCGAGAAAAAGAGCGUCUUCGACAUCGCGUACAACGAAGCUGCUCCGACGCAGCUCCGCUCUGAUAGCAGUACUCCGCCAUCGUGA
Messenger RNA from Phymastichus coffea, 8490 nucleotides. Its product is annotated as cadherin-86C. Lineage: Eukaryota; Metazoa; Arthropoda; Insecta; Hymenoptera; Eulophidae. The transcript is spliced from 19 exons. The coding region runs from base 1 to 8490 and encodes 2829 amino acids. The record is from RefSeq and is a predicted model, not a curated record. Gene Ontology annotation, cellular component: plasma membrane. Gene Ontology annotation, molecular function: calcium ion binding; cell adhesion molecule binding. Gene Ontology annotation, biological process: homophilic cell-cell adhesion.